AUGCCCCUCCCUCCUUCUCCCCUGAAACUCUCACACCGCUACCCAUCCACCACGGAAGACUCACCUAUCUCUCCCGGGACAACUGGCAAUAAUUUUACAUUCGCAAGCCCCCCGUCACCGCGGACACCACAAAUAUCUGCACCUCCAUCUCCCGUCGCGUCCCGCCAUACCUACAACGCCAUGAGUGGAUCCCACCGAGGAUCCGGGGAUUUCUCUGGCGCCGCUGAUAUGGGCGGCGGAGGACUAGGAAAUCUAGCUGAUGAGCUAGCGGAUGCAUGGGGAGAAGAGGAAGAUGGAUAUGGAUAUGCGUCGGGCCAGGAAGCUAGCCGCGCGGGGUCACAACAGAUGGGUCAUAGUGAUGGAGAGGAAAUGUACAUGCAGUCAGUGCACAGCGUGCGCUCCCGGUCACCAUCCCUCUCAUCAGAAAGAGAUUCGCUCCACCCAUCAAAGAACAAACAUCGUGCAAAUCAUUUGCGACAGCACCGCCGGCAGGAGUCGCAAUAUGAUGGCUCGGAUUAUGGACCCGACUCAGAUCUAGAGGAGACGGAUAUCUCCCCUGCACUGGAGAGCCAAAUGGCUGAGAUUGAGAGUCUCGUUCGACGAGGUAUAGAAAAUAACGGAAGUGAAAAUGACUAUGUCAUUCAGCGGACAGUCGAGUCAUUGAAAGAUCUCGGUGGACAGAGCGGGAUCGAGAAUAACUCAUCACCGCCCAUUCCUCAAUCACAUCACAUCUCACCCACCAAACCCGCGCCCUCCAAUCCCUCGUCCACCCGCUCCUCUUCUCCCCCCUUCCCCCUCCUUUCCGACGACGCAAUCGACUCCCUCAUGCCCCUUAUAGACGAAGGCUUAUUGCCAAAUCUCCCAUACCCCUUCCCAGAACAGCACCAAGACUCCCAAUUAACAACCUCCGCACACAACCCCCUCGCCUCUCUCCAAGCCCUCAUCUCACAAACAGCCGAUAUCACACAUACACUUCGUGGCUUAAGCGAUACCCUCUACGAGUCGAGACAAUUGACUUCAACGGCUUCCCGCCGAUUACGCUCUGCGCGAGAACUCGUCGCCGAUAUCCGGCGGGAAGAAGAGAGCCACGAAGAGGGAUCCCGGUGGAUCGAGCGCGGUGAUUGGGACCGUAGGAUCAAAGAUCGAGAGGCUGGCAAGGUCUGCGGUGAUGUAGUCAGUGGAUUUGAGGCUGUCUGUGGGGAAUGGCGCGAGAAGCUAUUCGGAGCGAAUGCCGAAGUGGCCGCUGCAUAA
Molecule: messenger RNA, 1251 nt
Organism: Penicillium coprophilum
Lineage: Eukaryota; Fungi; Ascomycota; Eurotiomycetes; Eurotiales; Aspergillaceae
Exons: 2
Coding region: 1-1251 (416 amino acids)
Source: RefSeq, a predicted model, not a curated record